Molecule: messenger RNA, 1506 nt
Organism: Ipomoea nil (Japanese morning glory)
Lineage: Eukaryota; Viridiplantae; Streptophyta; Magnoliopsida; Solanales; Convolvulaceae
Product: protein FAR1-RELATED SEQUENCE 1-like
Exons: 6
Coding region: 1-1506 (501 amino acids)
Biological process (GO): regulation of DNA-templated transcription
Source: RefSeq, a predicted model, not a curated record
AUGGUAAAACGUGUUCAGUGUGAUCCUGUGUGUGGUCUAUGUGGUAUAGCUUAUGAGAGUAUUCUUCAUGUGUUUGCUAAUUGUGCUUUUGCUCAUAAGUGCUGGACUGUGUUGAAUGAUCAGUGGAGGCUCGGACAUGUGGAGUCUAUUGAUGAAUGGUUAGAGGAGAUGUGGGUAUUCCCAGGGAUGUUUACGCAGUAUGCUUCUAUGGGAGUUUUCAUUGUGCAAACAGUAGUUCGGUCGGGAUCUCUACAGGCUUGUGUUAUGGACGUGUCUCCCGAUAGGACUAAGUUUUGGAAUCCUUCGUGUGAUGAGGCUAUUAGGCCUUUUGAGGGUCAGGUUUUUCCUUCUCUUGGUCAUGUCAUUGCUUUCUAUAGGCAGUAUGCGUCUGUUGUUGGGUUUGACGUACGUCGUAAUUCGGUGCGUAAGGAUAUGGACGGUGUUGUCGUAAAAAAUCUGUUGGUUUGUUCCCGUGAGGGGUUCAAGCAGUCGGCUGAUGUUUUGGUUGUUGGGGAUGCAGAUUCUGGUGAAGCGCGUUUGGCUCAAAAGCGUCGUCGUGUUUCUAAUAGGGUGGGUUGUAAAGCGAGUUCUGAUGCUAAUGUUGUUGUGAACAAGUAUGUUAAGAAGGUUGAUGCUUGCCCGGACUAUUUCUUUGAAUAUGAUUUGGAUUCUGAAGAUCAGUUACGGAGGUUGUUUUUGGUUGACCCUUUUGUGAAGCAUAAUUUUGCAGCUUUUGGUGAUGUAGUGUCGUAUGGUAUGGUGUUCGUCCCCUUUACUGGUGUCGAUAAUCACAAGAAAGGUAAUGAGAUGUUGUCCGUGGAAAAGUUUGAGCACGGGUGGCUUGAGGUAAUGGAAAAGUAUAACCUCGUUGAGCACCGGUGGUUUCGUCUUAUGUAUGACUUGAGAUCGUUUUGGAUCCCUGUAUUUUUUAAUGAUGUUUUCAUGGGUGGUUUGAUGCGCACAACAUCUAGGUCAGAGGCUGCAAAUAGUGUGUUUAGUAGUUUCACAAACCACCAUGCUAGCCUGUCGGAGUUGUUCAACAAUCUUGAAGGAGCUAUUGAUGCCCAACGUCAGGCGCGGGCCAAACUAAAUGCGAAUUGUGAGGGCAAUUUUCCUUUGUGCAAGACAUCAUUGUUGAUAGAGAGGCAUGCAGCUGCAGUCUAUACUAUAAAUGUCUUUUACGAUAUGCAAGCUGAGGUUGUUGCAAGUUCUUUUUCGUGUCGCUUGGUGAGUUCAAAUGUUGAUGGGAUGGUAACCCGUUUUGAGGUUAAAGAUGAUGAUGAUUUGGUGCACAUGGUGAUGUUUGACUGCUCUAUUACCAGUGUUGAGUACACGUGUAACUUGUUUACACGGAGGGGUUUACUUUGUCGUCAUAUUUUUUGGGUUUUCAAGGACCGUAGGGUUGAUUCUAUUCCCUCUCGGUACGUAGUUGCACGGUGGACUAGAGAUGCUUGUGUUCGACAGUUGUUGGGCGUUCAACGUGGGGAGGCUGUAGAUGGUGAGUAG